ACGAUUAUUAUGUUAACGCUGCGCACUUUGACACCUUAGCACCUAAUAAUCCGAUUUUAAUCGUUAAUAACCCGACCGCUACUACCAUUCCUGCACCGAGUCCCAUCGUUACUUCUUACUCUCCUCAUACGUCAAAUAUCAGAGAAAAUCCUUUGAUGACUACACCGACAGUUGUAUCAAUCCACUCCCCUACUCCAAGUUUGGUAACUGAUGAUGACCAAGAUCAUCAUCAUCAAGAAGUUUUAUGUCGAGAUAUCCAAAAACAUUCUCAGAAUGAAUUAGUAUUUCAAUCUCGAUCUCCAAGAACUGUUCAAAAUGGUCACAAAAAUGAUAAAAAUGGUUUAAACGGUCAAGAAUCGCUCAAACAUCCAUCUCCGAAUGACAUUUAUGGCAUUUCUACAAAGAAGCUCGGCGAGCAUUUAUCACCUGUUAAAUCAGACGACGCUAGUGUUGUCGAUGAACUGAACUCCACUCAACCCACACCGCCUCCUUCCCAUCAAACAACACCGACUCAGAAAAAACGUCGUGUUAAUAAAAAAACUGCUAUGAAUAAUAUUACUGUAGUUCAAAAUACGACAAAUAAUACGUUAACCUCACCAAUUGAGGAGCCAACCAUGUCUCAAGUGCAUAAUACCAGUAAUGCAUCUUUUUCUUCGACAAGAAAUGUUUCCAUUGGUGGAAAUAAAAAACGUGCUGCCGAAGAUGCAGAAGAAACUGCAGAAGAAAAGCGUCGCAAAUUCUUGGAAAGAAAUCGCAUCGCUGACUGGGGACAAGAUUUAAAGAAUAAAGCUGAUUCAAUCAUUGCAAAGAACAACCAACUACAUGCAUUUGUGAAUGAUCUCAAAGAAGAGAUGUUAGCACUUAAGAAUCAACUUCUCGCGCAUCGAAAUUGUGAUUGCAAUAUUCUUCAAGAGUAUAUUAAAAACGGUGGGCACUCUACAUUUGAAAGAUCUUCAGCUCAAUCUUAUAAUUCUUAA
Molecule: messenger RNA, 977 nt
Organism: Racocetra fulgida
Lineage: Eukaryota; Fungi; Glomeromycota; Glomeromycetes; Diversisporales; Gigasporaceae
Source: the annotation of a GenBank genome assembly